AUGAUGCCCGAAGUUAGCCGACUGACAUAUCCGGAGCGCUGCAAAGCACUGGACAUGUUUACUCUCGGUUUUCGACGCUCAAGAGGCGACCAAAUCAUGAUGUACAAAAUGAUCGUUUGUAAUGACAUCCUGGAGGUCGCACAGUUCUUCAAACAGGCCGGGGAUAUGCCCACGCGCGGACAUUGCUACAAGCUGGUGGUGUUACGGACUAAUGGGUGCCCGCACAUCUUUGGACUCUUAAGGAGCGCCGUGAAUGCAUGGAACAACCCCCCGCCCGAUGUUGUUGCUGCUGACACAGUUGCCAGUUUCAAGAAGAACUACGAUGCUUUAUUUGAAUUUUGA
This is a messenger RNA of Dibothriocephalus latus, 342 nucleotides long. NCBI's taxonomy places the organism in Eukaryota, Metazoa, Platyhelminthes, Cestoda, Diphyllobothriidea, Diphyllobothriidae. The record is from the annotation of a GenBank genome assembly.